AGAGCCGAGCUGUCGGAGGGCGACGUGACGGGAAGAGUCAAAACACAGCCUCGGAGAAAAAAAAGACAGAUAGAGCGAAAAUUGGAUUAUCUUGACAGAAUAUUACAGAUUUGAGCGGCGUAGACGCACCAGGAUACGUGGUGCGUUCGACUGCGCACGGUAGCGUUUCCAUGCGGUAAAAUAACGCCUGAGUUUUGGACUGGGGGUGAUUUGCCUAACCUUCCUCGUCAGGAAAAAAAAGACGUUUAGCGGGAGCAGCUCGCUGAGGAGUGGAUUCAAGCAACAGCGGAGCUGGAAUGUCCUGAGUCUGUCUGCUGGGCCCAGAGAGGGGUGAGCUGAUGGGACCUACUGCGCCGCCAUGAGCCUACAAGAUGGCGGCUGCGGCUACCCUAGCGGUGCUAACGCAGCCACCGCUAGUGGCAGCAUGCGGCGGCGCCUGGAGGACCAGGAGUUCACCCUGCGCGUCUACCCGGGCGCCCUGGCUGAGGGCACCAUCUACUGCCCUGUCAGCGCCCGCAAGAGCACCACAGCCGCUGAAGCCAUCGAGCGUCUCAUUGAGCGAUUGCGCCUGGAGCGUACCAAAUGCUAUGUGCUGGCCGAGGUGAAAGAGUUUGGUGGGGAGGAAUGGAUCCUCAACCCAGGGGACUGCCCUGUUCAGCGGAUGAUGCUGUGGCCGCGAAAUGCCUUGGAGAACCGCAGCGGCCUGGGCAGUGGUGAUGACUACCGCUUCCUCCUGCGGGAGAAGAAUCUGGAUGGGUCCAUCCACUACGGCGGCAGCCUGCAGAUGUGGCUGCGCGUGACAGAAGAGCGCCGGCGCAUGGUGGAACGGGGUUUCCUCCCCCAGCCUGCAGGGAGUGAGCACCCAGCUGACCUCUGUGCUCUUCCAGAGCUGACAGAGCGUGCCCUUUUAGAAAGCCUCCGUGCACGCUUCCGCCAAGAGAAGAUCUAUACUUACGUUGGGAGUAUUCUUAUAGUGAUAAACCCUUUCCAGUUCUUGCCAAUCUAUAACCCAAAAUAUGUCAAAAUGUAUGAUAACCACACACUGGGGAAGUUGGAGCCGCACAUUUAUGCGGUGGCAGAUGUGGCAUACCAUGCCAUGCUACAACGACGGAGGAACCAGUGCAUUGUCAUUUCUGGCGAGAGUGGUUCUGGGAAGACCCAGAGCACCAACUUUCUCAUUCAUCACUUGACUGCCCUCAGCCAGAAGGGAUUCGCCAGUGGGGUGGAGCAGAUCAUCUUGGGGGCAGGGCCCGUGUUAGAGGCCUUUGGGAAUGCCAAGACAGCCCACAACAACAACUCAAGCCGCUUCGGAAAGUUCAUCCAGGUCAACUACCAGGAGAGUGGCACCGUCAGGGGAGCCUAUGUGGAGAAGUACCUCCUGGAGAAGUCACGUCUUGUCUACCAGGAGCACAAUGAGAGGAACUACCAUGUAUUCUAUUACCUGUUGGCUGGAGCCAGUGAAGAGGAGAGGAAGACAUUCCACCUGCUCAAACCUGAGGAGUACCACUACCUCAACCAGAUGACAAAGAAAUCGCACAAACUCCCCUGGGACAAUUACUAUGAGAGCGAGCUGGACUGCUUCACAGUGGAAGGAGAAGACCUGAAACAUGACUUUGAGCGGCUGCAGCUUGCUAUGGAAAUGGUUGGCUUCCUACCUGUCACACGCAAACAGAUCUUCUCCCUGUUGUCAGCCAUCCUCCAUCUGGGGAACAUCCGCUACAAGAAGAAGACCUACCGGGAUGACUCCAUCGACAUCUGUAACCCGGAGGUGCUACCCAUUGUCUCAGAGCUGCUAGAGGUGAAAGAGGAAAUGCUGCUUGAAGCGCUGACAACCAGGAAGACGGUGACUGUUGGAGAGAGACUCAUCGUGCCCUACAAACUUGCUGAGGCGGGCACAGUGAGAGACUCUAUGGCAAAGUCACUAUACAGCGCGUUAUUUGACUGGAUCGUGUUCAGGACCAACCACGCCCUGCUCAACAACAAGGACCUGGAGGACAACGCCAAGAUUCUGUCCAUUGGAGUCCUGGACAUCUUUGGCUUUGAGGAUUAUGAGAACAACAGCUUCGAGCAGUUCUGCAUCAACUUUGCCAACGAGCGGCUGCAGCAUUACUUCAACCAACACAUCUUCAAACUGGAGCAGGAGGAGUACCGGGCAGAGGGCAUCACCUGGCAUAACAUCGACUACAUUGACAACAGCGGCUGCAUCAACCUCAUCAGCAAGAAACCCACAGCGCUGUUCCACCUACUGGAUGAAGAGUGCAAUUUCCCCCAGGCUUCUAACCAGACCUUGCUGGACAAGUUCAAGCGUCAGCACGAAGGAAACAGCUACAUUGAGUUCCCUGCUGUCAUGGAGCCUGCCUUCAUCAUCCGCCACUAUGCUGGCAAAGUCAAGUAUGGAGUUAAGGACUUCAGGGAGAAGAAUACAGACCACAUGCGUCCCGACAUUGUGGCUCUGCUGAAGAGCAGUAAGAAUGCCUUCAUCUGCGGCCUGAUGGGUAUCGACCCAGUGGCAACUUUCCGCUGGGCGGUGCUGCGGGCUUACUUCAGAGCCCUGGUGGCUUUCAGGGAGGCCGGCCGCAGACACACCAACAAGAAAACAGGGAACGAUGCAGCAGUUCCCUGUGCCGUCCUCAAGACAGUGGACAGCUUUAGUUUCCUCCACCACCCAGUUCACCAGCGGAGCCUCGAGAUCCUGCAAAGAUGCAAGGAUGAGAAAUACAGUAUUGCUAGAAAAAAUCCCCGCACACCUCUGUCAGAUCUUCAAGGCACCAACGCUCUGAAUGAGAAGGCCAGCUGGGAUGGAUACGGCGUAGGCUGUAAUGGCCGUAGCUCCCGGUCAAGUCGUCUGUCCUCGACAGGAAGCCCAGCCCUGGAAGAAGAUGGGAUCUUCCUCAACUCCACAAACAGCAAGCUCCUGGAGAGAGCUCAGGGCAUCCUGCUGAGGAACAAAAACUGCAAAAGUAAGCCCACUCUUCCCAAGCACUUGUUGGACAUCAAAUCUCUGCGCUAUCUGGGUAGUGUAACACUCCAUGACCGCAUCACCAAGUCCCUGCUUCACCUGCACAAGAAGAAGAAACCGCCCAGCAUCAGCGCCCAGUUUCAGGCAUCCCUCAACAAACUGAUGGAGACUCUUGGUCAGUCAGAGCCGUACUUUGUCAAGUGUAUUCGUUCUAAUGCUGAGAAACUCCCACUGCGUUUCAGUGACAGCCUAGUGCUCAGACAGCUCAGGUAUACAGGUAUGCUAGAGACCGUCCGGAUCCGCCAAUCAGGAUACAGUAUCAAGUACACCUUCCAGGACUUUGUGCAUCAUUUUCGUGUCCUGCUACCCCGUGGCACCAGUCCAACCAAGUCGGGCAUCAGAGAUUUCUUCCGCCAGAUUCACCUGCCACCUGCUGGAUAUCAAGUUGGAAACACAAUGGUGUUCCUGCGGGAGGCAGAGCGUCAGCGUCUCCAGACGCUUCUCCACCAGGAAGUGCUGCGGCGAAUUGUCAUGCUGCAGCGCCGCUUCAGGGCCGCCCUGGAGAGGAAGCACUUUGUCAAUAUGAGACAGGCCACCUGCAUCAUCCAGCAAUGGUGGCGACGCUGCCUUCUCAAGCAGUCAGAGUCAGCAGUCCAUCCCGGUGUUGAGGAAGGGGCAGCAGUUUGUCUGCAGGCAGCAUGGAGAGGCUACAGGGAGCAUAGGAGGUUCCUACAAUGGCGUAACUCCGCUCUGGUCAUACAGAGGAGCUGGAGAAACUGCUGCCAGCGGAGGACACGGGCAGCCAUUGUAGUUCAAACGGCCUGGAGAGGAUACAGGGAGAGGAACCACUACUGUAAAACAUACAGGACUGUGAUGCAUGUACAGGCGAUAGGCAGGGGAUACAUCGCCAGGCUCAGGUUUAGAGAGCUGAAGGAGCAGCAUGAAAGACAAAACGGUGAACCUCAAGAGAAAGCAGAGGGAAUGAUGGUCCUGGAUACAGGAACCAUCGAGGACCUCAGCCUACCAAGACAUGAAAAUGAAGUCCAGGAUCUCACAGAACCUGAUGAGGACUCCAAGUCGCCAUUGUUAGAUGUAUGUGACGCUGAAAAAGAAGAGGACACAGAAAGAAGUAGGAGCACAGAUGAGACAAGCCAUAGGACAAGGUCAAAGCGGGAGAGCAGACGGAUGAGAGAGCUCGAACAGGCACAGUUCAGCUUAGAGCUUCUAAAGGUCCGAACCACUAGUGUGGGAGGUGCUCUGCCAGAGGACUCGAUCCCAGGCAGUGGCGCCUGUCAGUUGGACAACAGUCACAGAAAUUCACCCCGGGGAUCCCUGGCUAGCCAUGGGAGCUUUGAACUGCUCAGUGUGGAAGACAUGGAGACGGAGGGUUCUGGAGAUUUCGGCUCUCAGUUGACUGUACAAGAACAUUCUAGCUUGGAAAUGCUCCAGCCUGAGAUUCAUCCACUGCAUGAGGGGCUUAGAGAUACAAACUACAAUGAAAAGGCCAUGAUGGAUUCGCCAAUCAAAGAGGAGGCUCCUAGAGCAACAUUUUUUAUUGCUUCUGACCAAAGCCCUGUUCAGGAACCGAAAUUUGAUAGCCCCAGCAAAUCAUAUAAAGAGAGAAGGGAGUCCACAUCUCGAAGGCCAGUAGUAGUGGUAAUCAGCAUGCAGAAAGAGAGCCCAGUGGAAGAGUGUGAGCUGCAGGCAGCCCAAGCCCUUGAAAGAGCUUCUCAAAUGGCAGUAAUGUCAUCCAGUUCCCACCUGACCUCCACUGCAGGUUUGGAGGUGGAAUUGGAAAAGGAACUGCCUCUUAGGACUACUACCCAGGUUACAAGAGAUCUGUCUGAGGGAGACACGAUCUCUAAGGUUCCCUCUUCCACCACCCUUGAAGCUCCAGGGGUUUGUUCCUCUGAGGUGGACAUCCAGAUCAUUAUGGAGCCUAAGACCAACGUUCCUGGAGUUCUCCCCAGUCAGCAGGAGAGGAGGGUUGGACGGCCUGCAAAGGAGGCAUCCAGCCCUAUUCUGGAGACCAAACCACCAAAAGCCCAGAAGAAGAGCUCAGCCCAGACUGUUAUUGUCAACAUGAUGGAAAAGCCCUCAAAUGCUGUUUUCUCACCGCCCAGACGCAAGCUGCCCUUCUCUAAGUCAGAUAAAGAUUUGGUUAACCAGGAAAGGUCACUAGCCCUGCUAAGAGAUGACACCUCCAGCUCCAGAGCUGGUGGAUCCAGAAACAGAGAGAAGCAGGUGGGCCGCCCAGGCCCCAAAAAGAAAGCACGAAUGUCCCGGACGCGCUCCGACUUUCUUACCCGCUGUAACUCGGAGGGGGCGACCCAGUCGGAUGAUGAUGAUGAAUACUACAUCCCUGCCCUCUCCUGCACGCUGCCCCCCACCCUGUCUCCCCCACGUGCCCACCCUGAGGCUGACUGUCACAGUGACUCUGAGAUGCCUUCUCAUAAAGAUCAGAAGAAGAUCCAUAAGACCAUGUCAUCAGGAGACUUGGGCAAAGUGGAGGCCCUCAGAAAGACAUCCAGCCAGGAUGGAAGCAGGAUGAGAGGAAAGAUGCGAUUCUGGAGUAAGACGAAGCACGGCGAGAAAAAACUGUCAAGAGACAAGCAGGGCAGCAGGAGUGAUGCUGGUGAUGCACAUGAGGGCCCAUCUCCUCCACACAGCCCAGACCUAGCAGGUGCUCCUCCACGGGGGACCAGGGAGAGUAAGGAAAACAAAGAGCCUUCUCCUAAGAUGAGAAGGCGCCGCAGCUUCAAGAUCAGCAGCAUCGCUUUGGAACCGGCCCAGUGGCAGAAUGACGCCCUACACAUCCUCACCUCGGCCCAUGACUACCGCAGCAUGAACGACUUCCUCAUGAAGAAGAUUGGUGACUUGGAGUCUGAGGACGGUAAGAAGGACACCAUGGUGGACGUCGUCUUCAAGAAGGCCCUGAAGGAGUUCAGGAUCAACAUCUUCAACUCUUACUCCACUGCCCUGGCUAUGGAUGAUGGGAAGAGUAUACGUUACAAAGACCUGUACGCCCUGUUCGAGCACAUCCUGGAGAAGACCAUGCGUCUGGAGCAAAGGGACUGGUGCGAGUCACCUGUCAAGGUGUGGGUCAACACCUUCAAGGUCUUCCUGGACGAGUUCAUGACUGAGUACAAACCCAUGGAAGGAACCAUUGGCAGGGCUCCCAAACCUGAACGCAAGAAGAGGAGAAAAAAGGAAACUGACAUUGUGGAGGAGCACAACGGCCACAUCUUCAAGUCCACUCAGUACAGCAUCCCCACCUAUUGUGAAUACUGCUCCUCCCUCAUCUGGAUGAUGGACCGAGCCUGCGUCUGCAAAUUGUGCCGCUACGCCUGCCAUAGGAAGUGCUGCUCCAAGAUGACCACCAAGUGCAGUAAAAAGUAUGAUCCAGAGCUUUCAUCACGGCAGUUUUGCGUGGAGCUGUCCCGUCUCACCAGCGAGGAGCGCACAGUGCCCCACCUAGUGGAGAAACUCAUCAACUACAUUGAGAUGCAUGGCCUCUACACUGAGGGAAUCUACAGGAAGUCUGGCUCCACCAAUAAGAUCAAAGAACUCCGGCAGGGGCUGGACACAGAUGUGAAUAGUGUGAGCCUGGAUGACUACAACAUCCACGUCAUCGCCAGCGUGCUCAAACAGUGGCUCCGUGACCUGCCCAGCCCUCUCAUGACCUUUGAACUUUAUGAGGAGUUUCUUCGAGCCAUGGGUCAACCAGACAAGCGGGAGGUGAUCCGAGGGGUGUAUUCUGUGGUCGACCAGCUCAGCAGGACCCACCUCAGCACACUGGAGCGCCUCAUUUUCCACUUGGUCAGGAUUGCCCUACAGGAGGAGACCAACAGGAUGUCAGCCAAUGCUCUGGCCAUAGUGUUUGCUCCGUGCAUCCUGCGCUGCCCCGACACCAUCGACCCGCUGCAGAGCGUCCAGGACAUCAGCAAGACUACCGCGUGUGUGGAGCUGAUCAUCAAUGAGCAGAUGAGCAAGUACAAGGCUCGUCUGAAGGACAUCAGCAGUCUGGAGUUUGCAGAGACUAAGGCCAAGAGCAGGUUGACUCACAUUAGGAAAUCCAUGAAACCAGUACUAAUUGCUGUUAGGUUUAUGAGCAUAACCCGCACUGCCACCCCGAGCAAAAGCCGUGUACGGCAAAGCAGCACCCAUACCCCCUCACCGCCUCUCAGCCCCAGGGUGCCUCCAGCGGCGGAUGGAGACAGUGCAGGAGGAGGAGGAGAUGAUGCAGCAGAGGCGGGGCUCAGCGAGCAGCAGCAGUUGGCCAUGCAGCAGGAGGAGCGAGUCCUCACUGAGCAGAUCGAGAGUCUGCAGAAGGAGAAGGAGGAAUUAACAUAUGAGAUGCUGAUCUUGGAGCCGCGGGCAUCAGAUGAUGAGACUCCUGAGUCAGAAGCCUCCAUCGGCACAGCAGAUAGCUCUGAGAACAUCACCAUGGAGACGGAAGGAGCCGCCUCCGAGCCCUCUGCAGAGCGAAGCACCUACCGCUCCAGGAAGUCGGAGGCCAAGAGCCGACGAGCCCUCCGCCGCCAGCCUGACUCCCAGGACUCAGCUGACUCUGCGUCCACCGUCUCCUCUUUGCACCACCUAUCGUCCUCUCUCUCAUCCAACACCUCUGGCUCUCCGUCUCCCCACUACCGCUUCCGCUCCUCCUCCUCCGGGCCCCUGCUCACCUCCUGCGGCCUGGGUGCCCCCCUGGCCGAAGCAGAGGGGGGACCCAAAACAGGUAAAAGCCGUCACAGGCUCAGGCUGAGCCGCAGCUCACCCCGCGAGCCCUCGGACAGCCACCGGAGGGACCCGGACUUCAGCUCAGCGCCACAGCAGCUGGUUCUGUACGGCAACAAUGAGUUCAUGGUGUGAAGUGAAGGAGGGAAGGGUUAAAUGCUCAGUGUCGCCGCCCGUCCCAGUGCAGGGUGGUGCGUGUGAAGGGGAGGAGGGAGAGUCUGUGGUCAAACGAGGCUGGUCACGGGGCGAGGUUAGUGCCCGACGCUGCCUGCUGCCCCUCCUCAGUGCCCCCAUCCCACACCCCUGCACCCCCUUCCUCCCCCUGUGCCAGUCAAUGGACUGCUGACAGAUGUGGGGACAAGAGAGGAGAUGACAAGCAACUGACAAGGAAGAACGAUGGAUGAUGCAAGGAGGACUAAUGUGAACGGCAGAGUGAAUUAGGUAGGAAACAGAGACACAGUUGGGCCUCUUGUUGACCCUUAACCUCAACACAUGAUGCUGUUUGACCCCUGCUGGAGCACCAGGGGUCAGCUAGGAGGGAGAAAAAGGGAAGGAAGAGUGGGAUGACAUAACGUCCGGACCUGCAAAACCAAAUCUAUUGUGCCCCCUGUUUUGUUUUGUUUUGUUUUUGUUAUGUUUUUUUUAGCAUGUGGGCAGGUGGUUGAAACCACUCAAAAGAAAUGUAGCCAUACUGACUGGACUGGCAGACAUUUUGUCUGCAACCAGCACCAAGAUAACUCUGCUUUUCACAUUUACACGGGGCAGACCAGCCAAGAGGCUGCAUGCUUCUCCAUCACACUUUUUCCUACGUCCGUUUAAAGAGACUGUACAGGAAUACAUUCUGAAUAGACCAUAUGUUGUUAUUAUUAUUAUUAUUAUUAUUAUUAUUGUUAUUAUUAUUAUUAUGUUACAGAGGAAAAAAGUGUACAUAGAAAGAAAGUCCAGUGCUGCUCCUGGGUCGUCCAAUAUUGAUUAUUUGUCUCUCUCUCUCCUGUUCUCUCUCUUUUUCGUCAGAAGUAUUUUGCAAAGUGAAGUGUAUGGAAUUCAGGUUCUGCUUUUUGUUCCGGUGCCAGUUUUGCCUGAUUUACGUUGUCAUUUUGUUUUCUCUUCUCUCGUUUUACAAUGGACAGAGCCACAAAGGCAUCCUCUGCCAACACCAGGUUAAUUAAUACUUGUGAAAAAUAAUUGUGAUUGCAAAGGAGAAGUUGUGGAUCUGCGCUCUCAGUGCUGUUUUUCUGUUGUCUCACGUACUUUACAUGAGGUGUCAAGUGUCUUUCAGCCACAAUGUAUAUGUACAUACCUUUCCCAGCCUGCAUCUCCCCUCCCAGAAAGCAUCUGUUUCUCUUUUCUUUUCUUUUUUUUCACAAAACAUCAGUGUUACUAAGUCAGGACUUGAAUUUUUUUAAGUUUUUAUAUUAUUGCUGUACUAUAGGUGUCACUGUUGUUAUUGAUAUCAAAGAUGUCAUGUUUUUGUUGUCAAUAUUGUCAUUACCUCCAAUGGUAAUGGUUGAUUUUUGUUGAAAUGAAAGCCAUUUUCUCCUCUGUGUGUGUGUGUGUGUGUGUGUGUGUGUACAGUGUGCGUGUGUGUACAGUGUGCAUGUACAGUAUGUUACAGUAUAUGUGUGUAUGAGUGAGUGAGAGAUGACUGCUGCCACUUCAGUCAGCUCCCACUUUGUGCAUUUGUUGUCUGCUCUGAUUAUAGCAGAAGACACACCCGCACAUACACACACAUCAGUGUCUCCCCUAUUCUUUUUCAAAUUAUCAGGGUGGAAAAGCCUCUCUAGCAGUGUGUAGACCAUCGAGAUCCCACUGAAGCCAAUUGGUGACUUCACAGCUCCUUAAAACAGGGUGACCCACUGCAUCUAUUCAGUUCUAGGGGAAACUAACACACACAUACACACAUGCCGUCCAUGUGUUCAUGAUGUCCUCUGAGCCAUCAAGAUUGUUUGUCUCACUCUCCUCUAGGUGUUACCAUGUUGAAUAAUGGCUCUUCCUUCCCGGCUCUGGCUGUGAAAAGUAGCAUUUAAACUCUCUGUCUCCCCGGACAUGGAACAGUAGCAAUCAAAUCAGACUGUCUAUAUGCUUUAUCAACUCUUUCUGCUUAUUCUCUCUCUGCAUACAGUAUCUAUACAGUGUAAUAUCCAGUCUGUCUCCGUUAUAUGGAUCUUCUCAGUAGCUUCACAGCAAUGAUGUCUCGGUACUCUAGCUGCAGUUUCUCUUCUUGCUUGCCGUAAUUGUGAUCAGAUCUCUUUGGGCCACGUUAACAUAGCCAAUCUCUCACCAACACAAUCAGUGUUAAUCAACUCUCCUGGAAAAUGGGAGUGUCGGUCCUACCAGUGGGGCUGAUUCAGGAUUGUUCCAGUCUCAGUUUUGACACAGGUGGAGACUUGCAGGCAGUGUGUUGUUGAGGUUGCUGGUAAUCACAGGUUGGAGAUGAGGGUUAAACAGCUCAUACUGUAGGCCUGCGUUUUAAAAAAAAACAAAAAAAAAAAACAACAACAACUGCAGGCUCGGAGGUGAGCCGGAGGAUGUUUGAAACGACGGGAGGGGUCGAUUCAUUCCUGGUCAAAUAUCCACAGGCUGUUAUUUAAGAAGAUGGUAUUUGUACAUGUCUAGGCUGUCCAUAUGGCAUUCU
Molecule: messenger RNA, 10331 nt
Organism: Myripristis murdjan (pinecone soldierfish)
Lineage: Eukaryota; Metazoa; Chordata; Actinopteri; Holocentriformes; Holocentridae
Product: unconventional myosin-IXAb-like
Exons: 44
Coding region: 359-7831 (2490 amino acids)
Biological process (GO): intracellular signal transduction; establishment of epithelial cell apical/basal polarity
Cellular component (GO): axonal growth cone; myosin complex; actin filament
Molecular function (GO): microfilament motor activity; GTPase activator activity; ATP binding
Source: RefSeq, a predicted model, not a curated record